Molecule: messenger RNA, 267 nt
Organism: Arctia plantaginis
Lineage: Eukaryota; Metazoa; Arthropoda; Insecta; Lepidoptera; Erebidae
Source: the annotation of a GenBank genome assembly
AUGGACCUUUUAUCUAGGAAAAGUAACUCGGACUCAGCCCUACACCCCUUAAGAGAUGCAGCUGCACUCGGAGCUAUAAACCGUUCAACAUGUAAAUUCUAUUGCAGCAUUCAAACGCAGAACACUUUAGCGAUCUCUUUAACUAUCAGUAUACUUGUCACGUUUGUGCGCGAUACCAAGAAUAAUUCAGUUGUAUUAAUACAUGUUGCAGUAAUGGCGCUGUUGUCUGCGGGCUUACCGCUAGACAGUCUUGGAGUAACCAAGUGA